AUGGCAUCGCCUGCAAAUCCCAAAGGAAUCCUCCACGAAUUCCCCCCCUUUAUCCGAAUCUACAAAGACGGCACCGUCGAGCUCCUCAUCGCUGCUAAUGGAGAAAAACUCACUACCCUCCUCUACUUCCAAGGCGGUGCCUUUGUCAUUGAAUCUGCCUUCUCCCCCUUCUACCACCGCUACCUCGACGCACUCUCGGCAAAAGCGAACGCCCUCAUCAUCUCUGUGGAUUACUGUCUCGCCCCCGAUCACCCACUCUCAACUGCCUACGAUGAUGCAUGGGCUGCAUUCCAAUGGAUCAUGGAUCUCUCUGAUCCGUGGCUCAGGGACCACGCCGAUCUCGACCACCUUUUCCUAGCCAGAGAUAGUGCAGGGGCCAAUAUCGCCCACCGCACAACUAUGCGUGCAGGCAAGAGUACGGGGGCGAGGGUGCGCAGACUAGUAACGAUUCACCCAUUCUUCUGGGGUACCGAUUUGAAGGAGACAGCGAGAGAGAGGAGCGAGUCAGUAGAGAAGAUGUCGAGAUUUGUGUGUCCGAAGACCAAUGGGCUCGACGACCCCCAGGUGAAUCCCGGUGCCGAGGCAUUGGAGAGGUUGGGGUGCCGGAAUAUGUUGGUCUGCGUGGCUGGGAAGGACAUGUCGAGAGAGAGGGGGCGGGCGUAUUAUGAGGAUGUAAGGAGGAGUGGGUGGGAGGGGGUGGCGGAGGUGAUGGAGAUAGAGGAGGAGGACCAUAUUUUUCAUUUGUUCCGGCCGGAUUGUGAUAACGCUUCGCUCAUGAUGGAGCAGAUUCUGAUGUUCCUUAACAAUGACUAG
Amborella trichopoda is the source of this 813-nucleotide messenger RNA. The record is from RefSeq and is a predicted model, not a curated record. Lineage: Eukaryota; Viridiplantae; Streptophyta; Magnoliopsida; Amborellales; Amborellaceae.